GGUGGCUGCCGAGCCAUUCUUAAAGGGGCCCAAGAGAUCGCACGGCAACGGGCAGCUGACGACCGGAAGGAAAAUGAGUGAGUCUUUGGUGGUUUGUGAUGUUGCUGAAGAUUUAGUGGAAAAGCUGAGAAAGUUUCGUUUUCGAAAAGAAACCCACAAUGCUGCUAUUAUAAUGAAGAUUGACAAGGAUAAACGCCUGGUGGUGCUGGAUGAGGAGCUUGAGGGCGUCUCUCCGGAUGAACUCAAAGACGAACUACCCGAGCGGCAGCCUCGCUUCAUUGUGUAUAGUUAUAAAUACCAACAUGAUGACGGCAGAGUCUCGUACCCUCUCUGCUUUAUUUUCUCCAGUCCUGUCGGGUGCAAGCCUGAGCAGCAGAUGAUGUACGCUGGGAGUAAGAACAAGCUAGUCCAGACUGCCGAGCUAACCAAGGUAUUUGAAAUAAGAAACACUGAAGAUCUAACUGAAGAAUGGUUACGUGAGAAACUUGGAUUUUUCACUAAUGUGAACUUCUGUGUUUCUAAAGUAUUUAUGUAUUAACCUGACCAUACUGGAACCAGACAUAAAUAGUUAUUUAUGCCUAAAAAUGCACUGUUACUUACAGUUUGUUUCCUGCAGUAAAGAAAAAUUCUUCAUUUGUGCAGUUUGAACAAAGGGGAAAUCAUCUUCAUAGUAAUGAGACGUUGUGAAGUGUUCCUGCAUCUGUCAUUGUUAGGGGGACUACUUUUCUCCAGGGAUGCUUUACACCCUUUUGACUAAUUUCUAUAAUUUAUGAUUCAGAAUUUGUUACUGUUUGCAGACACUAUAGGAAGGUGGGUAUUAGACUGUGAUAGACAACAGUUCCUCCUCUGACCACUCCUCGGUACUGGCAGUUUAUAAGUGCAAGUAGCAUUUUAUCACCUGUCACAUCAUUGCGGUUCAUUUGGGACUGAAGCGUAAGUGACCGAUUCUGAGCCUUGAGUAGAGAUGUAGUGGGACCUCUGUUGAACUCUCUGCCAAUUUUCCUCCUCUCUUGGGUUCCUGUAUCUUUGCAAUCAAGUGUAGAAUCUUCAUCAAUCACUCCUCCUUAAGGUCUGGGAGUUGAUUUUUAUGGUAGAGUUAGGAUUGUUAGGUUUUCUUCUUAUGAAGAAUACCAUCUGAAUCUUAGAAACCGGGAGCUCUGUACUCAAGGGCUUCGUCCUUGGUUAUGUCACUGUAGGGAGCUUAGACUGUAGCUUGGCAACACUACAAAGCACUCCUAAGUCUUGUGAGCACUGUUCUAACUAUGUUAACACUGUGCCUUUGAUUGUCAGCUUUAACGUUAGCUUAAGACUUCUACACUGCCAGUGUUCUAGAUUUGGUGACAUUAAUACUUUUUUAAAGGGUUCAAAUAAAACAAUUUUCUAAUAUGUAUAAUUGAAAUUUGUAAUAAACCAACUUGUUAUUUUUAAAAUUCCAACUAUCUGCCCAAAGUUGUGAUAGUAGGUGAGAGUUAUAAUUUGGGGUAUAUUUGCUAUUAGUUUUGUGCCACAUGUAAGCACUAUUUAAACAUUGGCCACAAUUAAUUACUACACAUCAAUAGAUGUCAUACCUUUUAUCCUAAAUGUCAGAAGAAAUUCUAAUAUGACCUAAGCCAGUCACAGUUUGAUGACAGCAUCAUCAGGAAGCAAGAUUUCUAAUGUACUUGGAAUUCUUAAGUUUCACUUAAGAAAACAUGUAAGAAAUGCUGAAUAGUAAUUUGACUUAAAGAGACAAGUAAAGAGACUGUAGAGACGACCAAAUUCUUAUAUUAAGAAGGUAGGGAUUUUGAUUGGGCAAUGGUGGCACAUAACAUUUAAUCCCUGCACUUGGGAGGCAGAGACAGGCAGAUCUCUGGGUUCAAGACCAGCCUGGUCUGCAGAAGCAAGUUCCAGGGUAACCAAGGCUAAACAGAUGAACACCCUGCUCCCCUAAAAAGAAAACAAUAGCAAAUCAUCUUUAUGUUGGCAUGUGUUCAUUGCAUAGUAUUUGUCUCAUUUAGGGCUUUGUGCCAGUUUUACUGGCGGGAAGAUAGUUGGAACUGUGGCAGUGGAGUAGAGUGUGUUGUAUUCCCAACUGUGUGCUCACUAGCCUGUAUGUCAGGAAGCAAUUGCAAGUGCUAGAGGAGGUGACCAUAUUGGUUCAUGAAUGGAAAAGUCCCUUUAUUUCAGUGUCCAGAGAGCAAGAAAACGUCAUCUAAGAAGUUUAGGACUUGAUUAUACAGGUAUUUUGGUAUGAGCUAGAGAAUAACUUGCUUAUGAUCCCACAGGAAUGCAGAUGAGAUCCGAGUAAAGAGGGAUUUUAAUGUCUUUGAAUGAUGCCAAUAAGGAUUUGUUUCACCUGGUUAUAGAAGCACGCUUUCAAAAGCAGUGCUACAAGUCUACAUUUUAAAUUCAGUUCUUUAUUUUGGCUUGCAUAUUUAAAUCAGUUUUUGAAAUUUCCAAGUCUUUCAUAGAGUUAAUGGCCCUGACCUGCCACACACAGGACUCUUAGUCUCUAGUUCAAGCAGCAACACCGGUGGUGAGCAGCUUUCUUUUUCAAGCUUGUCUGACUCUUACCUGUAGAUGGGUCGUUUGUAAGGUAGCACACUGAGUUGGGGCAUCAAUAGAACAUGGUUAUUCUGUCUUUCUUAGACAAGUUUGUAAGUCCUGUGCCCUGCAGUGUUCAUGAAAUAUUUAUGUAAGUUUCCCUUUAGCUAAAAUUUACAUUCUUUUAAAGUAUUUUUCUUAUUCUUUUUCUGCUGUUCCGUAAAGAGUAUGUCCAGAUUUCAUAAUUGCAGGUUUUUUACACUCCAUGUCUUUCAGCAACAACCAUUCCCACUCAGCCUUAAUCUUUCCUUUUUGGAAGCCACUCUUCCCAGGAACCUUUUAAGCAAGCAUUGCAUUUGGAAAUUUCUGAUCUUACUAAGUUGUGCAUAGCAUCUAAUGUUAGAACCGACUAGGAAUCACAAUGUAUAUGUCAUGUGGUUUUGGUGACAACAUAAGUGACACAUGAAGAGGGGUAUUCUCAGGUUACCGUGCUGAAAUUCCAAAAGGUCUGAGUUUUAAACAGUGAUUUGUUCUGAUAUUGACACAAUUAUGUUAGAAAAAUGCUGGUUGACUCUUUUGUUUAAUUGACUUCUAAACUAUGUUUGAAUUGUCUUGAGGAGUUUACUGGAUGCUUAGCGCAGUUAAACAUUCUCUUCCUGUGAGAGAAACAUUCUCUUGUAGGAAAGGUGUUGCAGAUUGUUUGUGAUUAUAAAAUAAUUUGUAGCAAAAAAUAUGUGUUAGCAUUUUCCCUCCCUUUUUGUCUCCUAUUUUCAGGAGCCAAACUUAGCCAUAAACUGAAUCCUGGUCUGACACUUCCACAAAUGGUUUCCAGUUAGAGGAGUUUAUUGCCAAAUUAAACUUGGCUCUUUUCCCACUUAGAUAGAAACUAAGAAAGCUGCACAUAAGAAAUGUUUGGACACUUGUAAAACUCAAGUGACUACAGUAAUCUGUAUGUAAACUAGUGAGCAGACACUUCCAUAAGAAUUGAAAUGCCAGUAUUUGGGAAGAAGAGAGUAACUUAAAUCCUAUCAGUUCUAUUGAGUGUUAAUAUGGUAGCACUCUGUAUUUGUUCUGUAGACUGAUAAUACUGGAAUCCAUAAAGUUUGAGCCUUUACAACUUCUGUAAAGAAAUGUUGCAAACAUUUCUGGAUGCGUCUUACUUUGUGUCUCCAGAAGAAUGUAGAUCAUCUCCUAGGCCGCCUCGUGCUGGUGGUUCUGAGCUGAGUGUUUCUUGGUAGGCCACGUGACACUUCAGAUCAGUGAUCGUACUCCUGUGAUGUUAGGACAAUUAUGUUACGCUUGUGAUAGAAACAGUUUCUUGCUUUUCGGAAUAUUAUUACUUGAAUACCACUUGAGAUCACUAGCAUGCCAGGACAAGUCCAUUGAUUUUGAUGGUCCAAUGUAAUCUCAUUCAGGAGGCUUGAAACAUUGGUGGUUUAGUCUUGUGAAUUUUGACAGUUCUCUGUCAUUGUUACAGAAAACCAACAACUGGCACUACUUCUUAAGCUGUGGUUUCAGUCUCUGCUAGUUCAUACCGCAUGUUUAUUUUGGAGUCUUUUGGUAAGCAUGGUGCUUGUACUGGUUUAAAUAAAAUGCUAACAUGAAAGA
Molecule: messenger RNA, 4131 nt
Organism: Mus caroli (Ryukyu mouse)
Lineage: Eukaryota; Metazoa; Chordata; Mammalia; Rodentia; Muridae
Source: RefSeq, a predicted model, not a curated record